UAUUUUAUUUUCGUACGAGUCCUCGAGAGACAGCGAAUUCCGGACAAAUCGGGUAAAAAGGCUUCUAUUUGCAAUGGCUUUUUUUCAGAAGGCGCGAACGAGUAGUUCAUCUUCAGCUGACAGUUUCUUAUGCCCAGUCUGCAAUGAGGAAUAUCAAGAUGAACCCAAACAACUUCCUUGCUUGCACACGAUCUGUCAAGAUUGUCUGUGCGAUGCUGCGACCGGGAAAAAUGCUCUCAAGAUCUACUGUCCCAUUGACGGCCAAGAAUUACCUCUUCCGAUGGGAGGAAUCAAAAUGUUGCCGACAGAUUUUCGUGUUUUGCGGCUCGUAGAGGCUCAUCGCGGCCAGAACAAGACGAGGAGCGAGCGAAAGCCAAGGGAGCCGAGAAAAGAAAAACCCGAGAAGGCCGAGCGCAAAAAGACGCGGAAUACUGACGAAGAUUCGGGCCCACCUUUGCAAGAGCAAGAGGAAAGAAUGAAAAAACAGCUUUCAGAGAUGAUGGCAAAGCUAAGAAGUUUGCUGGAUGAAAAGGAAAAGGCGCUUUAUAAACAGAUCGACGACGCAAUGGCUAGAGAGAAAAGAAGCUUGUCUAUGAAUGGGGCAGAGGGCGAACAGAAGAAGAGAGCCAUUUUUCUUCUUGAUCUUACGCCCAGUCGGAAAAUUUUGCAGAGCAUCAAAGAAGAAGGUUUAGCGGCCAUUCAAGGCAAUCGCAAGGCCCCCACCCUUCUUAGUGAGCUUAACACGGCCGGUAUCACCCCGUCUGGCAACAAAACAGCCACUCCUGACGCGAACUACCGCGAGGCAGCUGAGGUGAUUCGAGCCUUGAAUGUACCUCUUCAAUUUAAGAGCAUGUUCAAUCCUGGCGCUGUAGCUGUUGGCAAGAACGGACAUAUUGCUGUCACAGACUACGGUAACGAGUGCGUGUGGCUUUUCAAUCCGGAGGGGUCGUUUCUGUGUCAGAUUGGCGAGGAUGGCGAGGGGUCCAUGGAAUGUCCCGAUGGAGUCUUCUUCUUUCCCGACAACAACAUCAUCGUAUCCGAUGGGCCUUUUGAGGGACCUCAAAGCAUCCAGAUGUUUGAUAUCACCGGCCGAUUCAUCCGCUCUCUUGUGGAGGUUGAUGAUGAUGAAGACAUCAGCUUCAGCAACAUAUCCGUGGAUGAUGAUCUACGCAUCUUGGUGACGUGCAAUGGAACCCGUCCUUGCAUUCAAGUCUACAAUGCGGAUGACAAAGAGGAAUACAGUCUUGAAAUGGAGCUUGGUGGAGAACAUCUUGCCAGUCCAGGGAAGGCAAUUUUCUUUGAUGGGAAAUUCUACGUUAUUGACUCCGAUGGCUCUAAAAACAAAACCGCGAUCAAGGUGUUCAACGAAAAGGGCUCCUUAUUGCAGACCUUCGAUGAGGACAAGCAUAAUUUGGGCCAACGAGACAACAUGGGAAUUGAUAUCACGUAUCCAAUCAGGCUCGCUCUUGACAAGUCAAACAACACUUUGUUGGCUUACCACGGGAUCCCGCGCGAGAUUCGCAUUCUUCGCCCCGACGGAACUCAAGUAUCGUCAAUUAAAACAGUUUCAGGCGCGCGUGACAUUGCGUUGACAAUCGACAAGAAGAUCGUGGCGACAUGUGGAGAGGAUAGCAUUUUGUCGAGAAGUGUGCAGAUGCUUAAAUUUAACAAUAAUUAAACUUAGCCUUUAGAACUUAAAAUUUUAUGGAAAUGCGUGACUGAGACUGCGUGACCUAAAGGUUUUGUGACUCAUGGGUAUGUAAUUUUCAUGAAUUUUUGGACUUCUGCCAAAAUAUCCCCGAGACACUUCUAGCAACUGUUUAUGUGUAGAACACAAGUUGUUCUUCCUUUUCGGCGAAGUCCGUUGCGCAAGUCGAAAAAACAAAUCGGUGAAAUAAAGAAUCGAUGUUACCACACCGCAGAGAACUCUAGGAGUGCGCCUCCCUCCUUGAAUUCGACGCGGUUUUUUACUUUUUUAAUUUUUUGACCUGCACGAUGUGAUGUUACGGAAGCUAAAUAAAUUUCAAUAACUACUGACGUUUUAUAAUGUUGCAACACGGAAAGAACGAAAGUGCAGAAUGCCUAAAAAAAUCCUGACGUGAUGACCUUGCUCCUCAGAGAUAUCUUUAUUUCAGCAGUUAACAGUUGGAGGACAGGUAAAGGUUUUAAACUUAUAGUACUUGCAGAUAUAAUAAACUGCUAUUAAACUACAAAACAUAUUCGUUUUAUUUACCAGCAUCUUUAAUGGAAAGAUAAUACUCAGAUUUUAGAAAUACCUCUCAUUGUAAAGAAUCUUAUAAAAAGCACUCUUAAUAGAUAUCAAUUUUCAUUUAAAUUUGUAAUUUCAUUCUUUGAAAUGAUGGGUGGAAAUUUUAUAACUUUAUUUCAGUUAAA
Pocillopora verrucosa is the source of this 2394-nucleotide messenger RNA. RefSeq lists its product as uncharacterized. The record is from RefSeq and is a predicted model, not a curated record. Gene Ontology annotation, molecular function: protein binding; ubiquitin protein ligase activity. NCBI's taxonomy places the organism in Eukaryota, Metazoa, Cnidaria, Anthozoa, Scleractinia, Pocilloporidae. Gene Ontology annotation, biological process: protein polyubiquitination; proteasome-mediated ubiquitin-dependent protein catabolic process.